AUGGCGCCUGCAACAGUGGAAUCAGCAUCGCCAAUCGGCAUAGCUAAUCUCCCUAACCAGAGACAUAAGAUCGUUGCGAAGCGAGGCGCAGCUUUCACAAUUAUGGUUGCUGGAGAAUCAGGUCUUGGAAAGACCACCUUUAUCAACACUCUCUUCUCAACAACUAUCAAAAACUACGCCGAUCACAAACGUCGCCAUGCGAAGCAGGUUGACAAAACGGUUGAGAUUGAGAUCACAAAGGCUGAAUUAGAGGAGAAAUUUUUCAAAGUCCGCUUGACUGUGAUCGACACUCCUGGCUUUGGCGAUUAUGUGAACAAUCGUGAUUCCUGGAUGCCUGUCAUCGAGUUCCUUGACGAUCAACACGAGUCCUACAUGUUGCAAGAGCAGCAACCUCGCCGAGUAGACAAGAUUGAUCUCCGAGUUCAUGCCUGCCUCUAUUUCAUCCGCCCCACCGGCCACACCCUCAAACCUCUCGACAUCGAAGUUAUGAAGCGUCUGAGCUCACGCGUCAACCUGAUCCCUGUCGUGGCCAAAGCAGACACUCUCUCACCCGCAGACCUGGCUCGGUUCAAGAAUCGCAUCCGAGAUGUCAUUGAUGCGCAAGGAAUCAAGAUAUACCAACCUCCCGUCGAAGAAGAUGAUGAAGCUGCUGCUUCACACGCCAAGUCUUUGAUGGCUGCUAUGCCCUUCUCGGUUAUUGGCAGCGAGAAAGACGUCAAGACUGCGGAUGGACGCAUAGUGAAGGGCCGUCAAUAUUCCUGGGGCGUGGCUGAGGUGGAAAACGAAGAUCAUUGCGAUUUCAAAAAGCUUCGCUCAAUUCUUAUUCGAACUCACAUGCUUGACCUGAUCCACACAACCGAAGAGAUGCAUUACGAAGCUUACCGUGCGCAACAGAUGGAGACUCGGAAGUUUGGCGAAGCAAGACCCAGAAAGUUGGACAAUCCAAAAUUCAAGGAGGAGGAAGAAAACUUGCGCAAGAGGUUUACAGAACAAGUGAAAGUGGAGGAGCAGCGAUUCAGAACCUGGGAGCAAAAGCUAAUUGGAGAGAGGGAUCGCUUGAACAAGGACCUGGAGAGCACUCAUGCUGCCAUCAAAACGCUCGAACAGGAACUUGAACAGAUGCAGGGCUCUGCUGUCCGUAGCCAUGGUCGUCGAUGA
This is a messenger RNA of Endocarpon pusillum Z07020, 1158 nucleotides long. RefSeq lists its product as uncharacterized. The record is from RefSeq and is a predicted model, not a curated record. Gene Ontology annotation, biological process: cytoskeleton-dependent cytokinesis. Gene Ontology annotation, molecular function: GTP binding; GTPase activity; molecular adaptor activity. The transcript is spliced from 6 exons. The coding region runs from base 1 to 1158 and encodes 385 amino acids. Gene Ontology annotation, cellular component: cytosol; septin ring; cell division site. Lineage: Eukaryota; Fungi; Ascomycota; Eurotiomycetes; Verrucariales; Verrucariaceae.